This is a messenger RNA of Microsporum canis CBS 113480, 2652 nucleotides long. Its product is annotated as serine/threonine-protein kinase ste20. Gene Ontology annotation, molecular function: protein serine/threonine kinase activity; ATP binding. Gene Ontology annotation, biological process: intracellular signal transduction; regulation of MAPK cascade; protein phosphorylation. Lineage: Eukaryota; Fungi; Ascomycota; Eurotiomycetes; Onygenales; Arthrodermataceae. The transcript has 4 exons. Bases 1 to 2652 code for a protein of 883 amino acids. Gene Ontology annotation, cellular component: cytoplasm. The record is from RefSeq and is a predicted model, not a curated record.
AUGGACGCUGAACCAUCGACCAAACCGCAUCGGCCAUCCUCGAAACUACACAAGCAGCCUCCCAGCUUGCUCAUGGCCUCGUCCAGCCCCCUAUCCUCCCUCACCAACCUCACCUCGUCCUGGUCCGUCAAGAAGAAGCAGUCCUCCACCUCGUUGCAGCGCCAUCCGUCCGCCCCAGUCUACCCACGCUCCCACGGCUCCGCGGGCAGAGACCACUCCAGAACCAGGUCCAGCAACUUUGCCUCCUCCUCUGCCUCUGUCGACCAGCUCGGGGUCGCAGUCACCACCGCGAAUGGCAGCCAGGCCUCCAGCAUCUCCAACGGCGUCGACUUUGGGCGCUUACAGGGUCAGGGUCAGGGCCCGUUCCAGAACUACGCCAAUCAGCAUGGUCCCGCCAGAGUCUCGUAUGGGCAGCACAGUUCGAUGGGAGAGGAAGACGACGUCCCCUCCACGUCUCACUCCGGCAGCAAUGAUGCGAUAGUGCCGGCAGCAGCAGUGUCAGAGACGGAGCUUCCUCCUGCCGGGUCCAGAGCGGCAGAGUUGCUCUCGCGUCCUCCCAUGCCAGCCAGCUACAAGUCGAGCCCGGACGUGUCGCCCAGUCUCAACCACUCGGCCAGCUUUUCUCCUACUACUGCUGCUGCUGCCGGUGCUACUCCUGGCCCUACGUCAGCUCCCGCCAACAGGCAUUCAGACGAAGGCCCGAGCUCAACCUCCAACUCCAAUUCACAGUCUACUUCACAUCCGAGCCAAGGAGGCAGCAGACUGUCAUUGAGCCGGAAGAAGACUGGCUUCUCCAACUUCGUCAACAGCAUGCUUGGCUCGCCUCGGAAUAUCAAGAUCUCUGCGCCAGAGAACCCGGUGCAUGUCACCCACGUCGGAUAUGACAAUCAGACCGGACAGUUUACGGGCCUGCCAAAGGAUUGGCAACGCAUGCUCCAGGAAUCAGGUAUCUCAAAGAAGGAGCAAGAACAGCACCCGCAGACAAUGGUCGACAUCAUGAAGUUUUAUGAAAAGAACGCCGCUGGCCGUGAAGACGAUGGCGUCUGGCACAAGUUUGAUAAUGCCAGACAUCUGGUGGACCAUGAUCAGGUCACACCCAUUACCAACAACGUUGUUUCAACGGUUACCUCUCCCCGUUUUCCCCAGAAUCACGAAGGAAGCUUUGAGAACCCUCGCGCGCCACCCCCGAUCCCACGAUCGACGCCCUUGGCUAGUCCACCUCCUCCCGCUCCUCCGACCACCACCUCCACUUCCCCGGGCUCCGGAUGGGUCCCCAAUCGAGCGGCUCCCAAGGCCCCCACGAAUCUUGUCGCCGCCAGACCACCGCCUCAGCCGCCAAUUACCCCCACCGGCGCAGCAGGCUCUCUUCCAUUUGGUGUGCAGACUAUUCCCGAGUCUGCGCCCUUGCCUACCACCAGAAGUCGUUCAAACUCCAACGCCAAUGGCGGAGUCAGCCCCGGCGGCCUCUCCCGCAAACCCUCUGCGGCUGUUACUUCGCCGGCAGUGUACCAGCAGAUGCAGGAGCAAGCUAUCACUGCCGCCCAGCAGGCCAUCACCAACAAACAGAUCGAACGAUCCAGAAGCAUGAGGCAGCAGCAGCAGCAGCAGAUGCCCCCUGAAUCAUCGCCUGUAGAUGGUCAACCUCCCGACUCUCACAUCUACGCUCCUCCAGCUCCAGCGCCUGCACAGAACUUCCCAUCCCAACACGCAGCUGGCCCCCGAGUAGUCCCCGCUCCGGUUCCAGCACAUGCCCCUCUUCCGGGCCCCAACCAGAUGCCCCCCGGUGCUGCCCGUCCCCGCAUACGCCCACGUCAAGCUCCCACCCCCACGAUCGACAUCCGCGCCCGUCUCAAUACCAUCUGCACCACCGGCGAUCCUACCCGCAAAUACCGCAACCUGCAUAAAAUCGGCCAGGGUGCGUCCGGCGGCGUGUACACUGCUUAUGAGAUCGGCACAAAUCACUGCGUAGCUAUCAAGCAGAUGAACCUCGAACUGCAGCCCAAGAAGGACCUCAUCAUCAAUGAGAUCCUGGUCAUGAAGGAGAGCCGACAUAAAAACAUCGUCAAUUACAUGGACAGCUUCUUACACGGCGGAGACCUCUGGGUCGUCAUGGAGUACAUGGAGGGAGGCAGUUUGACCGACGUGGUUACCUUUAAUAUCAUGACUGAAGGCCAGAUUGCUGCUGUCCUGCAUGGCCUGCAGCACCUGCACUCCAAGGGAGUCAUCCAUAGAGAUAUCAAGUCGGACAACAUCCUUCUCUCCCUAGAAGGAAACAUCAAGCUAACUGACUUUGGCUUCUGCGCCCAAAUCAACGAUGCACACCACAAGCGCAACACCAUGGUCGGAACACCCUACUGGAUGGCUCCAGAGGUAGUGACCCGCAAAGACUACGGCCGUAAAGUAGAUAUCUGGUCCCUAGGCAUCAUGGCCAUCGAAAUGAUAGAAGGCGAACCACCUUAUCUCACUGAAUCCCCUCUUCGAGCCCUCUACUUGAUCGCUACAAAUGGCACGCCCACGAUAAAAGAUGAACAGAAUCUCUCGCCAGUCUUUAGAGAGUUCCUGGCUCUUGCGCUGAAAGUCGAUGCUGAGAAGAGAGCUUCUGCACACGAUUUGUUAAAGGUACGCUACCCCAUUUUUCUUAUUGCCUUUUAA